Messenger RNA from Hymenoscyphus albidus, 683 nucleotides. Lineage: Eukaryota; Fungi; Ascomycota; Leotiomycetes; Helotiales; Helotiaceae. The record is from the annotation of a GenBank genome assembly.
AUGGCGAUUCCAUGUCGAGUACCGGUGCACUAUGUAUCUACCGUCUCAGUAGCUAAGGCCAUUCAAAAUCAAGAAGAACGGCCACUCCUUGAGACCCUGCAUCGCCCGCUGAUCCUAAGCUAUUGAACUUGAUCGACGGAUACGCGGCUUCGAAAUGGGCCAGCGAGACGCUUUUGGAGAAGGUAGCGAUGAAUAACGGGCUACCUGUAUAUAUCCAUCGUUUAGCACAUGUCCAAGGCGAUGACGCUUCUGAGCUCGAUGCCAUUGGCAUGCUGACCAAAUACUCCUUGCUGUUGGGUCCAUUGCCACAAAUCGAGCAUGAGGCCGUUACAGGUCAGUGGGACUUCAUCGAGGUUGACGAUGUUUCAAGAGACCUUAUUGAAACGGCCUGUGAAUCUGCGAUUGGGAUUUGUCGUAGUUCAUCAGAAUUGACCGAACAGCUAUUCCAGUUGCAGCGGCCCAUUUUCUUCAACCACUGCAAUCCUGUGAAGACUUCGCAUAGCGAACUUCGAAAUUAUCUUGAGGGCGUUGUUGGGAAACCAUUGCAUUUGAUGGUUAUGGGCGACUGGCUGAAGGCUGCACGUGAAAAGAGACUUCGUCCGUUAGUACAUGAGUUUUUUGAAGCUUUCGAUGAGGGGGGAGGUGCAAUGGUACUACCUGUCAUUGCGAAGACUGCUCAGUAA